Molecule: messenger RNA, 1860 nt
Organism: Peronospora belbahrii
Lineage: Eukaryota; Oomycota; Peronosporomycetes; Peronosporales; Peronosporaceae
Source: the annotation of a GenBank genome assembly
AUGGCGAGUAUACCACAGUCACCCAGCACGGGUUUUGCAGAAGAUGAGACGAAAGUAUUAAUUGAAUCGGAAGCUCGAUCUACGAAGAAACGACGUGUCUCUGGUCGUAAACGAGAUCCAGUAUGGAAUCAUACAACCGUCUUUCUAGACAAGCGAGUGGUUUGUAACCGAUGUGGUGUAGUCAUUCAUCGUUACGGUGUCGCCAAAGUGGAGCGAGUGCGCAAUCACUUUGAACGUAAGUGUCCUGGUGUACAUGAUCAUAUGGAGUCAUUAAGAAAUGGACAAGAAGACGUUACAGAGAUACAAACACUAGUUGGGAUUGAGCUAAGCUCAAAGGUACUGAAAAGUACGUCUAGUGGCAGUAAUACCAAUGGAAACAAGAGCGGUGCUUUUAAGCGUAAAUUUGCCUACUGGUUGUAUGCAACAGGACAAUCAUUUGACAUUGCAGAGAAUGAAUUGCUCUUAAAUGCACUGAGAGUACUACGAAAUGAUGUGGUUUUUCCUACAAAGCAUGAGCUGGAGAACGAACUUCUGGAUCUGGAAUAUACAGCAUCAAGGAGCAAAGUAACCAAGGCCAUAAGUGGCAAAAAGUGCUGUCUUACGGUCGAGAAUUGGGUGAAUGCAGAAGGAUUUAGUGCUAUCACCUAUGGUGUGAUAUGUGAGGGUGUAUCGUAUUAUCUUGAGGCAAAGACUGCCAUGACUCAGGAUGGUAGGGACGAGUUGACGCCUGACGAAGUGGAAGCGGUGCUGGGUAAGGAGAAGAAGGCGGAAUUUUAUGGGAUUGUGACACCUACUACGUCGACUCUGUCCAAGUACACACGCAAGAGGAUACAAAAGAAACAUCCGCGGUGCGCCUUCUUUUACGGCUGUGUAACCAAUGCGCUUACACUGCUGCUCAGCGACGUAACCAGUGUGCUGCCGUGGUUAGAAAAGAUUCAGAUAUCUGUAAACGAGAUGGCACAGGUGUUUCACGGAAAUUACAAGCUGCAGAUGUUAGCUCCAGGCGCCGAAGAAUGCGAGACCCUGGAGUUUCCAGACUCUCGUUCGAUCUGUGCUUCGUUGGAAGCUUUGCUGAAGCAUGAGAAGGCGCUGCAUAUGAUUGUAGCGCGUCGAGACUUUGUAGAGGCUAGCACUCCAACGGAACAGGAGAAGCUCAGGCGAGUGCAGGACUUUGUGCUGAGUGAAUCAUUUGCUCAAGACCUGGUCAAUUCGCUGGCGAUUCUUCGUCCGCUGCAGCAGCAAUUAAAGCAUUUUCAGGAUGACCGACCUCCAUUGUCGCAUGUAUUCCCAUGCUUUGUCGAGCUCUUGACGGUCUACUCGUUAAAGGAGUGGGUGAGCAAAAAGGAGAAGGCACUUAUUACUUCUUGCGUGACUGAACGCUUGAACGCUAUUUACGACGAUUCUCAUGGUGUGGCGUACAUGCUGGAUCCGCUUUAUAUGGGUGAGUCUUUUGAUGAGACGAAAAAGCAGGAAGUGAAGAGCUUUAUUUCUCGGUUUUGCGAACACGAGGGACUUUCCGCGGACACGACGCUGACGCAGCUGGAAAAGCUUAAGACGACGGUAACCGAAUUAAAACAAAACAAUCAAGCGUACUGGCAGCUGCUGCAGUCUGGUGCCGUAUCACUGCAUGACUUUUGGAUGGAGCGUCGGGAGCAGUUCCCGCACCUGCACCAGUUGGCUGUAGCGGUGUUUGCACUGUCGGCAUCGAGCACUUGUAGGGCUCCGUCAUUUGGUAUGCAGAGCUUUACUGUCCACUCCCGCUUCAACCGCAAAUUACCACCGGGUCAGCUUCACAAGCUUACCCAUGUAUUUUGCAACUCAAGGGAAGAGACGUCGACGUCAGCAUCUCAGAUAUUGUAG